CCCUAAUGAAGAGGUUGCUAUUACAAUAUGUAGUAAUCAACAGACUUCUGAUAAUGAGCUAGUAUAUGAGCAUAAAAUAGUAACUAAUUUCAAUAUGCUAAAUGAAAUUCGACAUACACAUAUAUUAUCAGAGACUAUUAGACAAAAUUUAUCAAGUAAAGCAAAAUACAAUCAGGGUUUCGGUUAUGCUAAAAAAGCAAUUGACCUAGCACUUCAAUUAGGACAAGAGAAUGAGUUAAAUAAACUUUUAUUAGGAUGGAUCAAAGAAAAAGAGAUGGAAAUUCAUAAUACACAAUUUGAGCAUGAAACAUUAAAUAUUAGUAAUCCUUAUUAUACAUGUACAAAAGGUGUACCAAAAAAGCAUUUGAAGAGCGUAUUAGAAAAUAUUUCUAAUACUACUAUCAACAAGGACUAUAAUGAUACAUCAAACAAUAAUAUUG
Molecule: messenger RNA, 440 nt
Organism: Racocetra fulgida
Lineage: Eukaryota; Fungi; Glomeromycota; Glomeromycetes; Diversisporales; Gigasporaceae
Source: the annotation of a GenBank genome assembly